This is a messenger RNA of Malassezia japonica, 2049 nucleotides long. Its product is annotated as tRNA (cytidine(32)/guanosine(34)-2'-O)-methyltransferase. Gene Ontology annotation, biological process: protein phosphorylation; intracellular signal transduction. The transcript has a single exon. Gene Ontology annotation, molecular function: protein serine/threonine kinase activity; ATP binding. Gene Ontology annotation, cellular component: cytoplasm. The record is from RefSeq and is a predicted model, not a curated record. The coding region runs from base 1 to 2049 and encodes 682 amino acids. Lineage: Eukaryota; Fungi; Basidiomycota; Malasseziomycetes; Malasseziales; Malasseziaceae.
AUGAACGAGUCGAGCACGUUGACAUCCAUGGACGACCAUCAACCCGUGAACUGGGAAUUGAUGACGAGCCUCGGGCUCUACGCCAAUACGGACGCGGCGAAGGGGCCUGUGCAAAGCCCCCUGUCGCCGAUGAGCGAUAUGCUCUCCGGAUUGCCUAGUGCAGGGUCGAGCGACACGCCGUUGCCGGGUGCCACCGCGCUGCAUCCCUCCAAUUCCAUACGCAGCCAGCGGAACUGGAGCGAGUUUGACGGGCAUCCCGUAUCGCCUCUGCCGAGCCCGCUUAUUCGCUCCAUCCUCGACGAUGACGAUCCCUCGUCGUGGCAAUCGCAGCAAAUCAUUCCUUCCAGCCCGACCGAGGAGCUCUCCAAGACCCAGGCCUUCUUUAGUGCAUCCGCUGCUGCGAAGCCGCCACCCAAGCCACCGCGCAACCUGAAUAUCGCACGCAGUGCGUCGAGCCGCACACCGAGCUCAGCUGUGGACACGAUACGCAGGCGCCAGCGCGCGCUUUCCUCGCCGCACCAGCCGCAGGAACCGUUGCGGAUGGAAACGCUCACGGUGCCCUCCGCGCUCGAGGUGCCACAAACGAAUAAUUUGCACGAACGGCCCUUUAAUGCGCUGCCCGUCGAGCGCAAGGCCUCGCGCCCCAUUUCACGCCAUGUACACGGACCGUCGAUGAAUGUGACAAACGACAGCAUCAUGCCCACCUCGCCCCCGCCUACGUCUGUGAUCGACCCUGAUAUGUCAAACGAGCGCCCGUUGGUCCACUCGCCGACCGGGAAGGAGCCUGUGAUGGCCAACGACAAUGAACAGCUGCUCCAAUCGGUCGACAUUCCUACCGAGCAGGAGGACGAGAAAGAGGGGCUCGUCGGCCCGUAUCAUGUGCUCUCGCGCCUCGGGACAGGCGCAUUCAGCAAGGUGCUUCUUGCUGAGCCCCUCUCCCAGGAGAGAAAAGGGCGCGUCGCGCUCAAGAUGAUUGCCUGCGAGCCGUGGAAGAUCGACAAGCGUAUGCGCGUCAGUUGGAUCCGUGAAGUCGAAGUGCUGAAGCACAUCGCACAUCCCUCGAUCGUCGCUUUUGUCGAUUCCUUCCGCACGCCGCAGCACUAUACGCUCGUUUUGGACGCCGUCGAUGGCGGCGAAUUGUUUGACCUCUUGUCGCGCCACCAAGCAGACAUUGCUCAGCGCGAAUGGCUGGUACGCCGCAUCUUUGGUGAGCUUGCGGCAGCCGUGGGGUGGAUGCACGAAAACAACCUCGUGCAUCGCGAUAUCAAGCUCGAGAACAUUAUGAUGACGCGCACCCUCUUUGCGCCGGACGCUCCUCCGCUCGUCCCGUCCGCGCUGGGGCCGGUGCCGCUGAUCAAAGUGACCGACUUUGGCCUCGCGCGCUUUAUCCACCCCGACCAGAUGCUCGAGACGCGUUGCGGUAGCGAAGAGUACGCCGCGCCAGAGCUCAUCAUCGGCAAGAAGUACGACGGACGCAAGACCGAUGCAUGGGCCCUCGGCGUGGUCCUCUAUGCUUUGCUCACCGGCGGCUUGCCCUUCCUCGAGUCGCCGCAAGACACGCCCGACCUACAAGAGGAGCGGGAGAAGCAACACGGCGGAAAUAAUAGCGACCGCGAUGCCAAACUGCGCAAGGCACACCUCCUGCGGAUUGCCAAAGGCGAACUCCGCUGGCCAGAGCGCGCCAAUGACCGGAGCGAGACGGCAGACAGGGGCAACUAUGAGAAGUCCCUUCGUCUGGUGACGCCGCAGGCGCGGCACAUUGCGUCGCGGUUCCUGCGUCGCGAUGCGAACCGCCGCGCUGCCUGCUGGGACUUGUGGAAGGACCCUUGGUUCCUCUAUGGCAGCUUUGUCUCGUCGCACGACUCGGCGCCUUCCCCGCUUCCCUUGAACGAGGCCACGAUGUUGUGUCCAGCCGAGGAGGCAAGCGCGGCCGGCGAGCGCGUUCCACUUUCGUACAACCCUCUUAGCGAAAGAGGGCGAAAGUGGAUCGAGUCGUUCACUGCGACGCGCAGUGAGAACGCGCCGAUGCACCGCGACUUGCCCCCGUAG